Messenger RNA from Centruroides sculpturatus (bark scorpion), 534 nucleotides. RefSeq names its product MOXD1 homolog 2-like. Lineage: Eukaryota; Metazoa; Arthropoda; Arachnida; Scorpiones; Buthidae. The record is from RefSeq and is a predicted model, not a curated record. Gene Ontology annotation, molecular function: copper ion binding; dopamine beta-monooxygenase activity. The coding region runs from base 16 to 534 and encodes 172 amino acids. The transcript has 3 exons. Gene Ontology annotation, biological process: dopamine catabolic process; octopamine biosynthetic process; norepinephrine biosynthetic process. Gene Ontology annotation, cellular component: secretory granule membrane.
UUCAGUAUUGCGAACAUGAUUGCCAUCGGAAUUUUCGCUUCGUUCCUUUUAUUUUCGUCUCCGAUUUCUGCGGAAAACUGGAAACGAUAUUUAAAAUUCGACUCUAAUUAUGAGCUUUGGUGGUCCAUGUACGACGAUUCCAUCACUUUCCAAGUGGAAGUGGCGACUAAUGGAUGGGUCGGAUUUGGAAUCUCCUCAAACGGAGGAAUGAAAGGCAGUGAUAUCGUCAUUGGAUGGAUUAACGAUAACCAAGCGAUGUUUCACGAUAGACACGCCGAAGGAAAGUUUCAGCCGAAAAUCGACGAACAACAGGAUUGGGAAUUGUUAUGGCACGAGAAAAACGAUACUCAUACAAAGUUACGAUUUAAAAGAUUGCUGGACACGUGUGAUGACCAGGAUAUAGUCAUUACGGAAGAAACUAUGAGACUGAUAUACGCUUACAGUCACCAAAAUCCCAAUUCUAUAGAUGCAGUUAGUUAUCACGGACCAACCACUAGAGGAACUAANAGUCGUUGGCAAUCGGCCUAUGAGUGA